Arctia plantaginis is the source of this 861-nucleotide messenger RNA. NCBI's taxonomy places the organism in Eukaryota, Metazoa, Arthropoda, Insecta, Lepidoptera, Erebidae. The record is from the annotation of a GenBank genome assembly.
AUGACGCAGGAAGGAGAUACAAUUAAUAUCCUGAAGAAAGUUGUUGUGGAUGGCGUCAUAAUACUUUUACUGACCGUGUGCACAUUACUGUCGAACUUAGUUUGGGUGCCAUUUGAGAGGGGGUUCUUCUGCGAUGACGAGAGCCUCAUGUAUCCCUACAAAUCCGACACCGUGACUGUACCAGUAUUAAGAAUAGUUGGUGUUUGCCUCCCAAUACUGGCUUUUCUAAUCUGCGAGUGGAAUGUCCUACGCAAGGACACAACAGUUGUGCGUUGUUACGGGGUACCCAUCCCUACGUGGGUCCGCGGUUUUUACUGCGUUCUUGCAUCGUUCGCCGUUGGCUGCUGUUUCACGGAGUUAGCCAUCAACACUUCCAAAGCUGUCAUUGGAAGACCUAGACCACAUUUCUUUUCGAUCUGUCAACCAUCGGUAAACUGCAGUCUAUCGGAAUGGAAGGGAAGGUAUGUCCUACCCACCGACUACACAUGUACUGGCCCAGACGUAGACAAGAUACACGACGUGCGCAAAAGUUUUCUAAGCGGCCAUUCAGCGUUUUCUGCUUUCACCAUGUUUUAUUUAGCUAUGUACCUGGAGAAACGCAUUCAGUUUAAAGGCAGUUGUACUCUCCGCCACACGCUGUCAUUCAUCGCUGUGCUGCUGAGCUGGUUCUGCGCCCUGUCGAGGGUGUCUGAUUACAAACACCACUGGAGCGAUGUCCUUGCUGGAUACACACUUGGUAUCCUAUUGGCCGUUGUUAUGUGGAAUUAUGGAACAGAACUCGUUCAGAAAGAGAAAAAAAGCAUCCAUUGUGAACCAGCAGCGGUCAGUCCACCUGUGACAAAUAUGAACGGAGUGCACUAA